CAAUCCUUAAGAAAGCGCUUCGGCCAACCAGCUGGACCAACUCUUUGUGUUUGUCGAGAUCAUUUUGGGCAGGACACAUAGGCAAAAAUAUGUGCUUAAGUCCCUAGGCUUUGUUUGAAGCCAUUCACGAGUCUUGGAGUCGAGAAGGGGCAUCUGCCAAACAGGCUUGGAUGGCUCAGAGGCGAUUCUUGUGGGCGAUGCAACCCCUGAUACCGAGUAUCGGAUGAAGACACAGAACCACUUGGGUGUGGGUCACAGCUGGAUUGGAUUGCCCAUGACAUCCUCUUACUGUGACAGACAUUGGCUGACACUGGUGGCUGGAGAAUCCUGGCAGUACCAAGCUGACACUGGUGGCUGGUCUAUGUUUCAAGCCCUUUAUUUGCACUCGGCGCAGCUGGCGGAAUCCCCGCGCGCUGCUACCGAGUUUCUUCAUGUCAUGUUCCCCCCCAAGAGGUCCUCCUUCCGGAAUCCCAACGAUGCGAGCUGCGCCCUAGGUCUUUGGAUCCUCUUGGUCGUGGCCUUCAUCGCCUUCGUGGCGAUGACUCUCCGGAGCUUCUGGGAGGACGUGCAGCGACCCACUCGGGAGAGUGUCUCCAACGAACGGCUGCAGAUGCCCACGGUGAGACUGGAUGUUUGUGAGCUGAAAGUUUUCCAACGCAGUUUGAACUACUCGCUGCUGGAGCAUUUGCUUUUGGAGAGAGAGUUGGAGUUCCUCAUGCCGAACGGCACGGAGUUUUGGCACCGUGAUGUCUUGGACCGACACCAGGUGCCACAGGUGGAGGUUGGCCCGAUGAAGUGUUUGCGGCUCUUCUCGAUGCAAGAGGUGCCACAGGAGAGCAUUCUGCCCUACCACCGGUGGUUCUUGCAGCUGCAGGGGCCGAUCCCCAAAGAGCUGCAGCGGCUGAACUACAGCUAUGUGAAUGGCUUGUUCAUCCGACCCUCCUUGGCGAAUGCAAGCCAUCCUGUCUCGCAGAGACAGGAGAGCUUCCUCAAGAUCUAUGUCCCCUUCCUUGCGAAGAACCGCACCACAAUCGUGCGUUCGCUGGUGGCAUUGGAGAAGUGGUCGGACUCGCUGGGAGGGCGCUACGGCGCACCCCAUGAGGACACCUUCUACUUCGACGACAGUCGGAUCAUCCCUGAAGCACUGGAUGCGAAUCCCAUGGUGGUGCAGCAGAUGCCUUUGCUGGGGCAUCGGCUCAAAGUGGUUCUGCCAGUUCCCACAUCUAUGGUGCGAGUCCAUCAUCACAUCAAUGACAUCAUGGCUGAUAUCGUGACCGUGCUGGGACGAUUGGCAUCUGGAAUUUUCAUUUUCAGUCUUCUGACAGUCAUGUUCCCCGCCAUCCGCGAGGAGAAGUACCACUUCUUUUGUCAUUGGCCUUUCCUGGGCCUUGGCAAUCCCAGUGAGCUGGAUGCCUUGCUUCAACCUGCCUAGCGACAGCUCGGGUGAAAGAUUUGAUUUCGACAUCUUUCGUUACACUGGUCGAGGGCAUCAAGACUCGAGAGCACCACAGGUCACCACCUGCGACACUGGUCAUGCUGCAAAAAGACUCCAGACAAGACCUGUUUGUUGUGUGAUGAUUGAAUUAAACAGAGAACCUGGACCCCCUCUAAGAAUCAUUUUGGGAUAAAGCCCGUUGUUCUUGUCACAGACGUCGAUGGUUUAGUGACGUUUAGUUUCGCUUUAGCGAGUAUCAAAUGUCAUCAAAUGUCCAGGUUUUGGUGUAAAAGAGCC
This is a messenger RNA of Durusdinium trenchii, 1732 nucleotides long. Lineage: Eukaryota; Dinophyceae; Suessiales; Symbiodiniaceae. The record is from the annotation of a GenBank genome assembly.